AUGGGCUGUUAUGCAUGUGAAACGCCAGAUCAAUGGAAAACAACCAUUAUAGUCGGCACAUCAUUUCAGAGUCAUGACGUCACCGGGACGCUCCGUGCGCAGCAGCAUCGGCUCAGAUUCUCGGACCGUGUUGAGAUCGGGUGCCUUGUUUUUCCUGUCACAGGUAUUGCAUUUUUGGUUGUUGACCCGCAAGAACUCCCAGGAAAUCUGGAGGAGUCAGAACUAUUUGAGAAGAUAAAGAAGUUCACUCAAAUCCACCGCAACAGUUUUCUACUGCUACAUGCACCUUUUUAUGGGAAAGGGGAAUUGAAAAUCUUGUCAUCGAUUCAGAGCAGAUUCUUUGGCAGCAAUCUCGGGAUUAUACCUGUGCGAAACAAUGCUGAAAUGGUCAGUGGGAUUCUGACAAUUGCCAAGACUUUUAAUAUUUUAAACAAAUAUAGCAAAUCUAUCUGCAGUAAACCUCAUGUUGACAGCAUCUGGAAUGGGAUGUGUCUGGCUCGGGGCCGCAUCAUUGAAAACAGUCGAGUGUGGGAGAUGCUCAGAGACAACAUUUAG
This is a messenger RNA of Lampris incognitus (smalleye Pacific opah), 555 nucleotides long. Its product is annotated as protein SPO16 homolog. Lineage: Eukaryota; Metazoa; Chordata; Actinopteri; Lampriformes; Lampridae. The record is from RefSeq and is a predicted model, not a curated record. Gene Ontology annotation, biological process: reciprocal meiotic recombination; synaptonemal complex assembly. Gene Ontology annotation, cellular component: chromosome. The transcript has 6 exons. Bases 1 to 555 code for a protein of 184 amino acids.